Messenger RNA from Adineta steineri, 3156 nucleotides. The record is from the annotation of a GenBank genome assembly. NCBI's taxonomy places the organism in Eukaryota, Metazoa, Rotifera, Eurotatoria, Adinetida, Adinetidae.
AUGACAGUUGAUACAGCAGCUGUGCCUGAAAAUAAGAAAAAUAAUCUUUCAACCACGAAACGAGAUCGACGUGAUGUCAUUCGGCAGGUGCGUGAAAUCACCGGCCUGGAUGAUAAUUCAAUAAAUCAAACAAUUGAAGCAUGUAAAGAUGAUACUGGACGUUAUUCACUUGAACAAGUUAUUAAUUUAUUAUUUGAUGAUAAUCUUCGAAAUAAUCUUCAACAAACAUCUUCACAAUCAACUAAUAAUCAUAAUCAAUCCCAUCAAAAUCCAAAUGUAUCUAAUCAAGAAACAACGACAGCUUCAGCACAACAAACAACUGAUCGAAAUAAUACUGACACAAUAACAGAUGAUGUUAUUGAAAUUUCACCAGAAAUUGAUAAUCAACAAACAGUUGAUGAUGAUUUAGAACGUGCAAUUUUAUUAUCACGUGAAACAAUGGAACAAAUGAUUGAUGAAUCAGAUAUUGCUGAAAGAAAAUUUUUUGAUGAACCAGCUGGAUUAAAAAAUAUUGGAAAUACAUGUUGGUUUAAUUCAGUUAUUCAAGUACUUUAUACAUUACCUUAUUUUCGUCAAUUGAUAUUAAAUUUUCAAUAUUUAGAAACUAAUUGUAUAUUAUCGAAGAGUGAACAACAAGCAAUAUCUUUUACAGAAGAAUUACGUGAUUUAUUUAUUUUAAUGUUAAAAUCACCACGUUGUUCAAUAAAUCCAGAUCGUGCAUUAAAAAAAUUUAAAAAUACAAGAAAAUUAUGUGGAAUUGAUUUUUCACAUGAAGAUUGUUCAGAAUUUGCUAUACAUCUUAUUGAUCUUGUUGAACUUGCCUUUGAAACAGUUGGAAAAAAUCUAACUAAUACUGAUAAUCGAACAACAGCAAUGAAUUUUCUUAAUCCUAUCAAUACAUUAGUUACGGGUGAAGUUAUCGUUGAAAGAAACGAACAUAAAUCAAUUCGCGAAGCGUUAAGACAAAUAAAUAUUCAAAUGAUUGAUUCAACUAAUCUUUAUGAUGGUCUUGAAACUCUUUGGCUUGGAUCAGCUGAUGAAAGUCUUUCUAGUCAACAAGCUAUUGUUGAACAACGAUGGCUUACACGUUUACCACCUGUUUUAUUUAUUUGUCUUAAUCGUUAUCGUUUUUCACAAAUAACAAAACAAGCAUCAAAAAUAAUUGCACCAUUUGAAUUUUAUCCCGAACUUUAUCUUGAUCGUUAUAUGUUAAUUAAUAAAGUUCUUAUUUUACAGAAACGAGAGAUAGCUAAAAAACUUUAUGCUCAAUUACAUGAUUUAGAAAAUACAUUGAAUAGUUAUUUAAAAUAUCCAUGUAAUAAUGAAUCAUUUUCACUUGCAAAUGCUAUUCGAGUUGUUUAUGAAUAUGCAACUGGUUGUCGACUGAAUCCAACAUUACCUAAAAGAAUCGAUUCUGUUUCAUUUGAUCAAACAAUAUCAAAUCGUUCUCGACAACAUCCAAUUGUACCAAUACAACCAUCACAUAUAUCAAAUGACGAACUGCAAUUUGUUCAAAAUACUCUACCAAGUUGGUUAACAGAAAUCGAAGCGAAAUGUGCAACUAUUCGUGAAGAAAUUCAACGUGUACAUAUUGAAUUAAAACAAUUGUAUGAUCGAUCAUUAUUAAAACAAGCUCGAUAUACAUUACAUGCUGUUUGCGUUCAUGAAGGAAGUGCAUCACUUGGACAUUUUUGGACUUAUGUCUAUCAUACUGAUAAACAAAAAUGGUAUCGAUAUAAUGAUAAUGAAGUAACUGAAAGUAAAUGGAGUGAUGUAUUAGAUGCGGGUAUUGGUUGUGAACGUACACAAAAUAAUCGUGAUGAACCACGUAUACCAAGUGCUUAUCUAUUAGUCUAUAUAAAUGCUGAACAAAAAUCUUUAUCUAACAAUAUACAUUAUGAAUUAACUGCUGAUCUUCAACGUGUUUUAGAUGAUGAUUUAACAUUAUUAAAACAACAAACUGAAACAAUUAAAUUAGAAAAACUUCAUAAUGAUCUUAAAACAAUCUGUGAACUUAAUGAAAAAUCUCAAUCAACACAUAAAAUUUUAACACUUCCAUUUUUUACUGGAACAAAUUCAUCGUUUGAUACAGAAAUAGUUAAACCAAUUAUUGAUUCAACAAUAGAUAAUUUAAAAAUAUAUGAAACAAAAAUUCUCUCAAUUAAAAUUGAUCGUUUACUUCAUGAAAUUAUUGAGAAAGAAAUAAAAAAUUAUACAUUAACAGCUAAUUUAAUAACAUCAGCAUUACCACAUCAUGAUUAUCGUUUACAACAUAUACUUUUAUAUUUAUCAGCUAAUCAUAUUGAUAUUAUUUAUCGACAACGUGUUAUGUAUGAUAUUAUUCGUGUUUUACCAAAUUCAAAUAAUAAUAUUCGGUUACGAAUAUUUAAAUUACAAGCACAAAUUAUUUGUCAUGAUAUGCAAAUGUCAAAUGAUGAAAUUCAAGAAUAUCAAAAAAUCCUAAGUGAUUAUAAAGAUUAUCGAUCUGUUAUCGCUGCAUUUCUUGCCGGUUAUCAAUUGAUGAAUGAAGAUAAAUUUGAUGAAGCAAUAACAUAUUUUUGUGUUGCUUGUGAAUAUAAUUUACGUCUUUCAAAACAAUGUACUUUACCAAUGAAAGCUAUGGAUAGCUCUCUUUUAUUUAAAGCAAGAAGAUUAUGUUUUGAAAGAUGGAACGAUGUUGUAUUACAUCGUUUUAAAACUGAUCCUAAUUAUCGUCUUGAUACAAUGACACAUCAAUUUCUUCCAUGUUUAAUGCAACUUAAACUCAGUUCAGAUGAUGAUCAGGCUUAUAUAAAAGAAAUUCAACGUGUUUGGUGUUUAUUACUUGAUAAACUUGAACCUACUGAUCGUUUAGUAUCUCUUGAAGAAUUUCUUCAACGUUUACUUGAACAACCAGUUGGUCAACAUUAUCAUUCAGUUUCAAUAAAUAAACAUCAAUUAUUUGAAAGAUAUAAUGAUGCUGUUCGAGAUUUAAUUCAUCGAUAUCCAUCAUUUAUUAAUCAUAGAAACGAACAACAAUCUUCAAAUCGAUCAAAUUUAAUUGCACCUAUUCAAAUUCCUAUUGUUAUACAUCAUCGAACUGAUCCUCGUGGUUCAUCACCAAUGCAACAAGGUGGUGAUGAACAAGAAACAUUACCUCCAUCUUCGUCUUCAUAA